GAAUUUUUUUUUUUUUAAUACACGAUUUGAGGAAAAACCCGCUCCAGGUUUCUGAAGUAGAUAGGACAACAAGGAAUGCAUUCCUUCUCUUUAGCCUAGGUUUUUCAGCACUAUUUUAUCAGCACUAUUUUACAGUAUUUAAUUUGUAGGCCUCUCCUAGUGCUGAUAAAGUGCAAAUGGGCCCACUAAAAAUGUCCAUGCACAAUAUUUUGUAUUUUAUUUAUUUAUUUUCAAAGAAGUAUCAGUCAUCAUUCUAAAUGAACGAAUUAAAUAGGGGUGUGUGUGCUUUUUAAAGUAUUGAGAUGCCACAAACUGAGACCUGGCCUGGUUUCAAAACUGUCUUGUGUCUUUUAGUCGUUUAGAGGCCUUAUGCAAGUCAUUGGUUCUUAACAUAAGUUUCCUGCCUGCAAUGGGAAUAAUAAUGCUUAUCUCGUAGGAUUGCUAUGCAAAGGAACAGGUUUACCCACAAAUGCAGUCAUUUUGCAUUUGCUUUAGUUAACUAUAACGGCCUGUGUGUUUAAAUGUACCCAUCAUUCAGAAUUGAGGCAGACCUAAAAGCAACAGCUGGUCAGUCUGGUUCGAAGCUAUUCAGGUAACAAAUACAAGAUCUUGAAGCUUGUGAAGCAGUUUGCAUACUGAAAGUACUGUGUCAGUUAAUAAUGAAAAUAUGCUUUAUUUUGAUUCUUGAUUUUUAUUUUUUUAUUCUGAAAUUUAAAAUACUUCUCAUGAAUUGUAUGAGAUGGGGCAUUUAAAUGAUAUACUGUAUUGUGUAAUCUGCCAUAAAUAAAUAUCACAGCACACCCUUUUCUGUGCAGUGUUACCUAGGCCAUAUUUUCAUGAAUCAGAUGCACAUCAGAAGUAUAUCAGGAGGAAAAAGCAUCUCUUUUGCAUCGCACACAGGAAGAGAGGCGGAAACGAGAGAAAGGAGAAGGCUGAAAAAUGCAAUAAUCAUCCAGUCCUUUGUUCGAGGGUACAGGGACAGAAAACACCAAUAUUCCAUUCAGAGGAGCGAAUUUGAUUACUGUGCUAAUCUAGCACAAUCUGGAGGAAGUUUCUCCACCGCCAAUGGAGCAAAUCUGACUCUUUUAGUUCGCCAGCUUCUGUUUUUCUAUAGGCAUAAUGAAGAUUCUAAACGUUUGAUAUGGAUAUGUCAGAACUUGAUUAAGCAGAAUUCUCAGUUUGUGAAGCAGCUUGAUGGCCCUGAGAAACUUACAUGCCUGUUCCAGAUAAAAAGGCUGUUGGGCUUAUGUUGCAGAUUGCUGCAAAACUGCAAUGAUGACAGUCUGAAUGUUGCACUUCCUAUGAGGAUGCUUGAAGUAUUUUCAUCUGAGAAUACCUAUUUGCCUGUUUUACAAGAUGCUAACUAUGUAGCAUCAAUAAUUGAACAAAUCUUGCACUACGUGAUUCAAAAAGGAUACUACAGGUCUCUUUAUCUGCUAAUAAAUAACAAACUUCCAUCAAGUAUUGAGUAUUCUGAUGUGUCUCGAGUUCCUAUUGCAAAAAUAUUGUUAGAGAAUGUUCUGAAACCAUUGCACUUUAAUUAUAGCUCCUGUCCAGAAAAUGCCAGGCAACAGAAUUUUGCUGCUUUUACAGAAGAAUUCCUGGCAGCACCUUUUACAGACCAGAUAUUUCAUUUCAUCAUUCCAGCGCUUGCAGAUGUGAAGACCUGUUUCCCUUAUGAACUCUUUUUGAAUGCACUAUUGUUAACAGAAAGCAGACGUUUGAGGAAAAGUGAGAGAGCUCCUUGGCUUUUCUACGUUGUUCUGACUGUUGGUGAAACAUAUUUAGGAUCUCUUUCAGAAGAAGGGCUGCUUGUGUACCUGCGAGUACUUCAGACAUUUCUUUCUCAGUUACCGGUGUCUGCAUCAGGUGCAGACUGCCAAGAUUCAACCAGUGACUCUGAAGAUGAAGAUGAAGGAAUUAGCAAGAUGACUUCCAUGCCUGGAGAUGGAAGAAUAUCAGUCCAAUAUAUAACUGAAGAGUGUCUUUCAAAACUGGAUACAAAGCAGCAGACAAACACUCUGCUAAACAUGGUUUGGAGAGAUUCAGCUAGUGAAGAAGUUUUUACUCUGAUGGCUUCCAUAUGCCACACAUUGAUGGUGCAGCACCGAAUGAUGGUGCCAAAAGUCAGACUUCUGUACAGCUUGGCUUUUAAUGCCAGGUUCCUGAGGCAUCUUUGGUAUUUAAUCUCCUCAAUGACUACACGAAUGAUUACUGGGUCUAUGGUGCCUCUCCUUCAGGUGAUAUCACGUGGCUCACCGAUGUCUUUAGAAGAUUCUAGUCGGAUCAUCCCUCUCUUUUAUCUUUUUAGUUCUUUGUUUAGUCACUCGCUUAUUUCUAUACAUGAUAAUGAAUUUUUUGGUGAUCCUAUAGAAGUUGUAGGUCCAAGGCAGUCAUCGAUGAUGCCUUUUACGUUAGAAGAACUGGUAAUAUUAUCACGCUGCCUUCGAGAUGCUUGCUUAGGAAUCAUUAAAUUGGCAUAUCCUGAAACCAAACCAGAAGUUCGUGAAGAAUACAUUGCAGCGUUUAGAAGUGUUGGAGUCACCACAAAUACAGAAAUGCAACAGUGCAUCCAAACAGAACAGAAGCGGUGGAUUCAACUCUUUAAGGUAAUCACUAACUUGGUGAAAAUGUUGAAAUCUAGAGAUACAAGAAGGAAUUUCUGUCCACCAAACCACUGGCUUUCAGAACAGGAAAACAUUAGAGCAGAUAAGGUUACACAGCUUUAUGUGCCAUCAGCCAGGCAUGUAUGGAGAGUGAGAAGAAUGGGAAGAAUAGGACCACUGCAGUCUACUCUAGAUGUGGGGUUGGAUCCAGCACCUCUUUCCGUGUCUGAGGAACGACAACUUGCAAUAUUGACUGAGCUACCUUUUGUGGUUCCUUUUGAAGAAAGAGUAAAGAUAUUUCAAAGGCUGAUCUAUGCUGACAAACAAGAAGUUCAAGGAGAAGGCCCAUUUCUGGAUGGAAUUAAUGUCACUAUUAGGAGAAAUUAUAUUUAUGAAGAUGCAUAUGACAAACUUUCCCCUGAAAAUGAACCAGAUUUGAAAAAACGAAUUCGUGUCCAUUUACUUAAUGCCCAUGGUCUAGAUGAAGCCGGUAUUGAUGGGGGUGGAAUAUUCAGAGAAUUUCUGAACGAACUGCUUAAAUCAGGAUUUAACCCUAACCAAGGUUUUUUUAAGACCACUAAUGAAGGACUGCUUUACCCUAACCCUGCUGCACACAUGCUCAUUGGAGAGUCAUAUGCAAGGCACUACUAUUUCCUUGGGAGGAUGCUUGGAAAGGCUUUAUAUGAAAAUAUGCUUGUCGAGCUUCCAUUCGCCGGUUUUUUCCUUUCAAAGUUGUUGGGAACAAGUGCAGAUGUGGACAUUCAUCACUUGGCUUCACUAGAUCCCGAAAUGUACAAAAACCUACUUUUUCUCAAGAGCUAUGAAGGGGAUGUGGAAGAACUUGGGCUGAAUUUUACUGUGGUGAAUAAUGAAUUGGGGGAAGCACAGGUGGUUGAACUAAAGCCUGGGGGAAAGGAUAUUCCUGUCACUAGCGCCAAUCGAAUUGCAUACAUCCAUCUUGUGGCAGACUACAGGUUAAACAAACAGAUCAGGCAGCAUUGCCUUGCAUUUAGACAGGGUCUUGCCAAUGUUGUUAAUCUUGAGUGGCUUAGAAUGUUUGAUCAGCAAGAAAUUCAGGUUUUGAUAUCUGGUGCACAGGUUCCUAUUAGUCUAGACGACCUUAAAACUUUCACAAACUAUUCAGGUGGUUAUUCUGCAGAUCAUCCAGUAAUCAAAAUCUUUUGGAGAGUUGUAGAAAGUUUCACCGAUGACGAAAAGCGUAAAUUGCUCAAGUUUGUGACAAGCUGUUCACGGCCUCCACUCUUGGGGUUUAAGGAAUUGUAUCCUGCUUUUUGCAUACACAACGGAGGCUCUGAUUUAGAGCGACUACCCACUGCCAGUACCUGCAUGAAUUUAUUGAAGCUUCCAGAGUUUUAUGAUGAGAACCUUAUGCGAAGUAAGCUGCUUUAUGCCAUUGAAUGCGCUGCUGGAUUUGAGUUGAGCUGAGCUACUACAAUGCUCUGUUGAGGAACUAAUCAGUGCCUACUCCAUACGCACCACCCACACCAAGCAGAUUAAGAGAAUCCCACCUGGGUUUCUGCAACUCAUCUUUCCUGUCAAAUACUCUCAAGUAGGUUUCAGUUUCAGUGCAAGAUGUUAUUUCUCUGUCACUCAUUUAGCAUUUAACUGUAUCAACGGUAUCUUACUCUGAUUUCAAAAUAAUGAAGCUGUGUGCAAUUUGGUAGGCUUUCCAAGAAAGAGCAUAUUUGGGGCACAGUAACAUCAUUUUGAAAAUAACCAAAGAUGAAGCUUUGGCUUUGUGCUGUUCAAAUACAGAAUAAUUCCAUAAGCUGGCAAUAAAUCAACAUACAAAGCAGCCCACAAGGAAUAAACAGGGUGAUGACUUUGGAGAGGGAAGCAGGCAUUUUGCAAGUGGCUCGGAACUGAGAGGCUAAAAGCAGUUCCACUUUUUUCUUCUUCAAGAGGCAGAAAUUGUUUACAAACCUUUCUGCAACUGCAGUUUGUUGCAACUGGGGGGAAAAUGCAUUUUUAUUACCGUGGUAGGCAUUGAAAGAAAGUGUUUAUUUCACGUGUGUGUGCGUGUUUUUUCAAUACCUUCAGUUAUCUGAAUGGGCAUACCUGUUCUUCAGUCACUACCUGUGUCUUGAUUAACUGGACAUGUUUUUUCCUUCCUCUGUUCCAUUUUCUCCUGUGUGCCUGUAGACUUUUUAAUGCGACAGACUUCUUUGGCAUAUAUAAUACAUACAAUAGCUGUGACUUUGGAAAAGAAAUACUUGUAACAACUAUUAAAAUAUAUUUGAACCGGAAGCUCCAGGCUUUUAAUCUUUUAUAUCUGAAAGCCUGUGGGUGGGUGUUCACAUACCCUCUUCAGCUUUCUCUGUCAGGAAUAACUGGGGUUGGUGUAGAAACUGGGCUUUCCUUCAUUAUUUACCAUGACUAAACAACUACGAAUCCAUUUGCUCAGUUAGCAGUUAGCUGCUUGGACACGGGAAAAGGAGUGCAUCACUGGACGAUGUUUGGCUGACAAGGCAAACAUUUGUUUCAUGUGGUUCAGAAAUGGUUAUGGCACUGGGUCAACAUUUGUCUUCACGUGCAAUUCUCACUAAAUUAUUUUUUUAAUAAUAUAAUUAGAACCUAAAUCAUUAACGGGCAGAAUCAAGUGUGUCCUUUAUUGUCAGUUGGAAAAGGCCUGAGAACUUUUACAUUGGGGUGGGGGGCCCUUCCACUUCCGGCCUCUUAGACCGAAAGCUAUUUUACUGCUGGGGAAGCUUCUGAAUUUCAUAUUUAAUUAGCAGUAAACAGCAAUAUAUUUUAAAUGUGCAGAAGAGCUCUUGAGUGAUUUUAAGAUGUUUACUAGUGUUAGUACAAAAAAUGUAUAAUUUCAUGAUUUGGAUAAGAAAUGAAGUGUUAAAAAUACUAUUUGUAGUCACAAUGUACAUAAAUAAAACAAUUGUUUUCUUUUUGGUUUUGUUCUAAGCUGCUUUAUUUAUGGUAACAUUUACGAUGCCCUGCCUAUUCUGUUCCUGAUAGUUGGCUGCCUGUGUUCUUUUUAUUUUUAUUUUUAUUUUUAUAUAGAUUAUGGAACUUAACACAGAAGGACUAUAGAAACCUUUAACAGGACUGCUGCCUUCCCUAAAAAGCAAAGCCUGGACAUUUCCUUUUAAAAAAACACACACCAUUAUUUAUUCUAUAAUCCAAAGUAUUAAAUAUUUUGAAAUUACUUUUUUAACUGAAUUAAUUUGCUGGAUUAAAAGCUGUCAUGUUUGUAAGUUGUAAAAUGUAAAUUAAACUCUUUUUGUAUUGAG
Messenger RNA from Zootoca vivipara (common lizard), 5872 nucleotides. The record is from RefSeq and is a predicted model, not a curated record. NCBI's taxonomy places the organism in Eukaryota, Metazoa, Chordata, Lepidosauria, Squamata, Lacertidae.